Molecule: messenger RNA, 6746 nt
Organism: Ictidomys tridecemlineatus (thirteen-lined ground squirrel)
Lineage: Eukaryota; Metazoa; Chordata; Mammalia; Rodentia; Sciuridae
Source: RefSeq, a predicted model, not a curated record
CAGCCACUCCGAAGACUCCAGAAAUGUGAGGCUAUUAGCUGGGGCCUGCGGGAGCUGGGCAAGCAGCGCUUUGUGACUGGGGCCUCAGGGAUGUGGGGACACACUCUUCUGGUCCGAGAAUGUCAGGCUUACUGGGGUCCUGCUGACCUGGGCCCUGUGGGCAAGGGAAUGGCAGCAGGUGGCAGGGCCUGGAAGCUGAUAUUAAUCCUGCCAUCUGGCAGGCAGCUCUCCAAAUGAAGAUGGGCGGAAUGUGAGCGAGUGCCAGGAGUGCUCUGCGCCUCGGGCCUCGGCCAGGCUAAGAGAAGGGCCCCAGCAUGGGCUCAGGGACGAGCCUCUCUGCUCUCGCCCACAUCUCUUUUUAGCCAGGGGCCUCACCAGAACCUCCUGUCACAGCAAACUCAGACUUCAGUCCCUCAGGGAUGAGUCCACUUCUGAGGAGACCACUGGGGGGGAUUUCUCCCCUGUCCCCCAUCUCCCAGCACCUGGUUCUGGCUACAGGUUCUCAUGAAGUGAGUUCUUAGAGGCCUGGCUAAGCGAAGGGCAGCCCAGCCCAGGUCCUGAGGCCUGUGCUGCAGGGUGGAAACCUUCUCGUGUUCCCCAGCUGCAGGACAUCCUUCCUCCCCAAACAGCCAGGGAACAGGAACCGCGAAAGGCCAGUAAGUCCGAUAGCUCUGCCCUUCAGGGCCAGUGUCCCUCUGUGGCAUGGUGGGCACAUCCAGCCUGGACUACAGACCUCGCUGGAACACAGGCAGAGCAUGGGCAGGGGAGAUGGUAUGGCAACUGCCUGAAUGGGACAGGCACCCUGGAGCCCUACGUGAUAAUGGGAGGAAGUAUGUCACUCAUCACCCUGUGAUUAGGAGAGAUAGGAACACUUCCUGACUUGUCUCCCCGAGCCCCAAGGGUCACAGCUCUUCUACCAAAUGCAGAGGCAGUGGUGCUUCUGUGGCGCGGCAUCUCAUCUUGUCCAUCCCCCAGCUGCGGCCCACAGCUUGCCGGUGAAGAGCUCACGCUAGCACCACUGAGUUUCCAGAGACCCGUGUUCUGAAUGCCACAGAGGAAAUGGCAGAUUGUCACUCUCCAUCUCUGACUGGGGGCUGGCCUCCAAGGCUGUGGUAGUGCCCACCCACCCUCUCCAGCUGCCUCCUCUUUCUACAUGUCCCUGUUGUAGACAGUGCCGGCCUGGGAUGGAACUUGUCACUUUGCUCCAACAGCCUGGUAGGGGGAGCUGCUUCUUGGGAGGUCAUGUCAAAACAAAAAGAAUGUCAUUUUUAGAUGGACUGAACAUGGAUAAAAAUAGAUACCUUUGGGCUUAUAACCUUCAUUUGAAGCAAAACAUCCUUAUAAUUGACAUGGAAGAAAACUAUAUAUAGAAGCUACCUCUAGCCUAUAAAGUUAUAAAUUCUUACACACUUAGAAGCUGCUCAUACCUAACACGGAGAGGCCACUGUCUCCUACAUGUCCCAGCCAGUGCAAACACACACUCCACAUGGUGCUGCUCUCUAACCAAGGGCCAGAUCAUGCCAGCACACAAAUGCCCAAGAGAUUCUAAACAGGCUUGUUCCAUGCAACGGCCCGACAGGCUCCCUUCUCCUCCUGCUCCACUAAUCUGGUGGCAGGUAUUAGCGCUCCAGGCAGCCCCUGUCCCCACUCAACUCCAGGGAGGGCACAGCAGGGAACAGACCAGCCAGGCACAGCCCGUGACAGGUGAACCUCAGGCGGCCUCCUCCCCCUCUGGGCUGUUCCUCUUUAAUCCCCACUGAUAACCACCCACGCAGGCUGGGGUGUCUGGGAGGGCGCGUGCUGCAGGCGCAGCCCCUCCACCCCAUGCUUUAGAUUCUGGGCCUGCCCUGGCCCUUCAAAGAGCUCUCUGUGUGCCUGGGUCUGAAAUGAAAGCAGCCAAAGUCUCUCUAUGGUAGAGUCUCAGUGAGGUCCAACUAUUUUGUCCUUAGUUUCUACAGACAAAUGUCUGUUCAGUUUAUUUCCUCAAGGGAAGAGGGAACUCAGAACUGAGUUUCUCAACCAUGCUGUGUAGCAGGACCCUGGACCCAACUCUGCCAGCCCUGCUCCAGCCCCGGCACAGGACACUCUGCAGGGCUAGGGGAAGUGCCACCACAGCCUCCACACAAACCCGGCCAGCCCCGGGAGCCUGGAUGUCUACCAAGCCGGGUGAGAGGAGCUGAACGCUUGCUCCAGGAGCGCUGACCCAUCCAAGGGCCACCUCUCAUUUCUUAAAACCAGCUGUAAACAGAGAUAGGGAGGGGCUGCUGUGGCUGCCAAGGGAGGCAGAAACUUUGUGAGUAAUUUAUUAGAAGAAAACAAGCAGUGGCCUCCACGGGCACGAGCGUGUGGCAGGCCCUCACACACACACACCCGCAGGCCCACGCCACCUGGCCACUGAGGAGGCGGCAGUGGGGCUUCCAGAGACAUAACAGGUCCUUCUGGUUUGCAGUAGCUGCCUCGGCCUUGCCAUGCUGCGUGCCGCCGGUGUCUGGAAUCCACGCCACCAAGGAAUGCGGGACACGAGAUAAAGAGACGCAGAGCCUGGUGAGGCUGCCAUGUGGAGCUGCGGCCUGCUCAAUGGCACGGGUCAGGGCGAGGAGCAGCUGUGCCAGGAUCUGCGCCUAGGGCUGUGGGUCCUCUCGCUGCUCCAUCUGGUGGCGGGUGUCCCCGUUGGCCUGGGCUACAAUGCCCUGCUGGUGCUGGCCAACCUGAGCAACAAGAGCAGCAUGACCAUGCCGGACGUGUACUUCGUGAACAUGGCUGUUGCGGGCCUGGUGCUCACGGCCCUGGCCCCCGUGCACCUGCUGGGUUCCCCCUACUCCAGGUGGGCACUGUGGAGCCUCAGCAGUGAGGCCCACGUGACUCUGCUGAUCCUGUUCAAUGUGGCCUCCCUGGUAACCAUGUACUCCACUGCCCUGCUCAGCCUCGAUUACUACAUUGAGCGGGCCCUGCCGCGCACCUACAUGGCCAGCGUCUACAACACGCGGCACGUGUGUGGCUUUGUCUGGGGUGGGGCACUGCUGACCAGCUUCUCCUCCCUGCUCUUCUACAUCUGCAGCCAUGUGUCCUCCCGGAUCACGGAGUGUGCUAAGAUGCAGAACACAGAGGCUGCAGAUACCCUCCUGGUGCUCAUUGGCUACAUAGUGCCGGGCCUGGCUGUGCUGUAUGCACUGGUGCUCAUCUCACGGAUCCGGAAGGAAGACACGCCUCUGGACCAGGAAGCAGGCAGGUUGGACCCCUCCGUGCACAGGCUUCUGGUAGCCACUGUGUGCACGCAGUUUGGGCUCUGGACGCCAUACUAUCUGAGCCUCCUGGGGCACAUGGUACUGGUCUCACGAGGGAGGCCUGUGGAUGGGCACUACCUGGGGAUCCUGCACUUUGCUAAGGAUUUAUCCAAAUUCUUGGCCUUCGUGAGCAGCUCGGUGACACCACUUCUCUACCGCUACAUCAACAAAAACUUUCCCACCAAACUCCGGCGGCUGAUAAAGAAAAUGCACUGUGGGCAGCGGCGCUGCUCGCUGGACCCCGCAGGAGUACAGCAGGUGAUGGCGCAGGCCUAGGAAGAGGGUACCCCAGGCCCAGUCCUGGGGCCCAGAGCCAGCCACGGACACUUGGGAGGCUCCACUUCCUCCCUCCCUGCUCUCUCAGCCUGGGAGAUGAGCUGCUCAGAGGAAACUGAAGUUCAACUGAAUGCACAGCACUUUGUUACCUGGAAUGCCGGGCACUUUCUUCCCCAGAAAGAGAUGCACUAACGCAGGAAUGGCACAGGGGGUUUUUCUCAAAAAGACCAACCCUGGGCCAAGGCCAUGCUGUGGAAAGCAACAGGGGCCCUGUGUGAAGAACAGGCGCCUCUCAGCUAACUUCUUGGCCUUCCGACCUUGUGCACCUGUCCUGAAGAUGCAGGUCAUGUCCUCACUCAGCUGACCUGCAGCCUUGACAUCGGGCUUUUCUCAAAUGUGAUGAGAACCCGAAGGCAGGGUUCACACACCUCCCUUUUUAUAUAAAAAGAUGUUUCAUAGAAAAUGCCAAGUUAUCAAGAAGAAGGAAACAAUGCAAGGAAAUGCAGACACUCGGCACAAGGACGGCACUCAGGACGCCUGCCAGGCACACUGAGGCUGCGCAGGAGUCACUGAAGGUGUCAGAUGUGGCUGGUUUGAACAGGGACAAGUCAGGAGGGCUGGGCUGCCUGAUGCCCCUGCCCCCACCGAUAACAGCAGCUUAGUGUUUUCAGGAUAGAUCUGUCCUUCCAAUCAACUCCCCAAAGUGUGCACAAAAUGAAAUAUAAACUGAAGGAAGAAAACACUAUUAGGAUUUCUCACAACAGCAAAGCUGACGGGCCUUCCUGAGGCAGAGAUCUGGGCACCAGUAGAAAUGCCAGCAAGGCACAGAAGGGCAUGAAGCUGGGCUCCCCACAGUGAUCAGAGACUGUAAAGUGGCCCUGAUUAGUCUGCUUCGGGCAGAGCUGCACAGGAAUGUCAGCCAUGGGGCAAUGCAGGUGAGGCGUCCGCCCCCCCAGGCCAAGCCUAGAGGUGUCUGCAGCCCGGCCAGUCACGCGCCGUCAACCUCAGUGGACCUUUUGUCUUCAUACUUACUAGACAUCUACUUUAAAACGUGGGUGUGGGAAGAACCUCCACUGCAUCCUCCAUGUGCCCCGAUUCCAGUUCUCUAGGCUGCAAUUACAGGCCCACGGCCACCUAAUCCCCAAAUCUAAAACCCAGGAGGCUCUGCAAACAGGACAGUUUCCCUCAGGUGAUUCCUUGUAGGGGUGCAGGGUGGUGGAGCUGUCCUGACCACCCCUACUUCUGUAGAAACACUGGCAUGAUGUGGGGUGCUGUGCUAGCCCCUGCAUUCUCUCUGUCCACCUGGGAACACCUGCCCAAAGGCCAUAGCGCCGGGCUGUACUGCAUGGCCUUCGUGCGUGGGCCUCAAGCGCCUGCUCUGGUCUGAAGGGAAAUUCAGCUGAGAGGUAGCUGCUUACUUUUAUUUAUUACACACAAAGUACAUCUCCUCAAAUUGGGACCUGCUCGAGUUAGUUUGCCUUGUGAAGAAUCACGGAAAGGGCUGGGGUGGUAGCUCAGUGGUAGAGCACCCACCCAGCGUGUGUGAGGCCCUGGGUUCGGUCCUCAGCACCCCAUUAAAUAAAUAAACAAACAAACAAAUAAAUAAAUAAAUGGCAUUGUGUCCAAUUACAACUAAAAAUAAAUAUUAAAAAAAAAAAAAGAAUCAUGGAAAUACACUGGAUGCUCAGCUUUGUCUGCCCCCAGUGGCUGUGAGGUGCUUGGUGAGCUCUGAGGGCCUAGUUCCUUAUUCAUAAACCUCAAGGCUGAAGUGGAGGACACUUGUCUGUGUUGCUUCUAACUGAAAUUUUCAUUUUAAGGUAUGCUGGGGUCUCGGUCAAGCCUUCAAGGCCACAAGCCUAACUGUCCCUCCCUUCUUGGGCACAGCAGUCAGCACUCCAUCCCUUCCCAGCCUGACUCACCACCCAGACCCAACCCUCCACUGACCUUGACGUUUGCUGAAGAAAUGACCCUAACCCAAUAGAUACUUGCCUGGCCUGACCUGCAGGUGGGGCUCUGGCCACUGUGGAAAUGUCUGACUUGGGAUGAGUAGACUCAGGGCCCAAGGUCAAGCUAAGGACAGCCUGCUCCAGGUAGCUGGAGAAACAGGAUCCAGAUGGAGAGGGCUCCUGGUGAGGUGGUGUCCUGGUGUAAGAGACCCUCUUCCUUGCUUAUGCUUUCUAUACCUGCCAAGGGGCAGACCCCCACUCAGCACAGACCUGAAGAGGCAGAGCCUCUGCCCACUUGGACUUCCUCCAUCCAACUGCUCUUCCCCAAAGCAGGGAGGGACCCCAAAUCACAUUUUUUUCUUUCCAAUUUAUCAGUGGCUUUGGGUGCAAAGUGGCCAAGUUCUGGGGGGUGUAGAGGACCCUGGGCCCCACGACUGGCAUCAAUUUCAGCCACACCCACCCUGCUGAGAUGGAUCCAGUGAACAUCCAGCAGCCAAGUCAGAUCUCUUGGCAGAGGUACACAUAGGGCAAGGGACACCCACAGACUGAGCCCCUUCACGGGGUGAUAUCUCCUCUACCCAACCCCCGCUCUGGCCUUAGCCCCUGCUCCUUUGCUGCCUCCUACUCUCCCGCCUGGCCCCAGCCUCCGUGGCUAACGCCAGAGUGCUGCUCGGCCCACUUUUCCACAGGUACCUACUCAUCUGUGCUCCUGUGCUGAAAUUCAUUCUGGAGGAGCCAGAGGGGCCUUAGGUCUCUCUGACUCCCAGCAUGUUAGAUUUCCAAUUCCGCCAUGUUGCCAAAAAAAAAAAAAAAAGGAAGCGAAAGGAAUUUGAGCUACUCAGAGGAGAAUAAGGAGCUAGGUGAAAAAAGCCAAGGUGGAUUAUGAGCUCAGUCCUCUAUUUCCUCAUGAAUCUGAAGACACCAGGACAUGGGGUUUUCAAAAUUAUAUUUGAGGGCCAUUAACUUAGCCAUCAACAUUUAUUGACAUUAUAAUUUAAAAUUAAUUAUCUUAAUUAUUUAAUUAUUAAUUUAUCAAACCACAAGGCCUGCCAUGUUUUAUUACUUAGGGUACCAAAAAGUGAGUUUAAUCUUGGAUUUCCAUCACAAAGGUUAUGCAAUGCAUUACAGGAAACUGGACCUAUUGCUAAUUGUGGCAGAUACAUCAAGAAGACAACAAACACUUGUUCUUUCAUAAAAAGCACUUGGUAAAAAAUAAACCAGGAGUAAAUUAAGAAGUUAA